UUGACAGAUGCAUGCCAGAAACCCCCAUUCUCCUUUUCAAAGACAACAUAUGAUGGAUUGCGAUCUCUCAGCGCAGCAGGACACGGGGACCAUGCAAGCUGUAAUUGGUCAGGAUCCAAUGAUAGCUGGACAAGUCAGUAAGCCCUUGCUGUCAGUGCGGAGUGAAAUGAAUGCGGAGUUGAGAGGUGAGGACAAGGCUGCUACUUCAGACAGCGAGCUGAAUGAGCCCCUGCUUGCGCCUGUGGAAUCAAAUGACAGCGAGGACACUCCCAGCAAGCUCUUCGGGGCCAGAGGAAACCUGGCACUAUCAGAGCCAGGCACUCCUGACCAACACCAGGCCAGUCAGACCCACCCCCCAUUUCCAGUUGGGCCACAGCCACUUCUGACGGCACAGCAGUUAGCUUCUGCUGUGGCUGGCGUGAUGCCGGGAGGCCCCCCAGCCCUCAACCAGCCAAUCCUCAUUCCCUUCAACAUGGCGGGACAGCUAGGAGGCCAGCAAGGACUGGUUCUCACACUGCCAACAGCGAAUCUCACCAACAUCCAAGGGCUGGUGGCAGCAGCUGCAGCCGGAGGCAUUAUGACUCUGCCAUUGCAAAAUCUACAAGUGUCAGGUAACCCAGAAAGAGGUGGUCAUCCUAACGAGAAGUUCAAGGGCAAUAAGGAUGGUAAUCAGGAAAAGUCUCAUGCCUCGAAAGCGCCCAAGAUAAAUGUCCACCACCUAAAGGGCAAAGCCAGUGGUCGUCUUGUAAUCAAUCCACCAGCAGCCAUCCCAAAGCUGAUUUUGCCACCUUUAGGCGACCUAUUGCACAGCCCUUGA
This is a messenger RNA of Nomascus leucogenys (northern white-cheeked gibbon), 817 nucleotides long. Its product is annotated as POU domain, class 6, transcription factor 2. The transcript is spliced from 5 exons. The record is from RefSeq and is a predicted model, not a curated record. NCBI's taxonomy places the organism in Eukaryota, Metazoa, Chordata, Mammalia, Primates, Hylobatidae. The coding region runs from base 8 to 817 and encodes 269 amino acids.